Messenger RNA from Triticum aestivum (bread wheat), 1350 nucleotides. RefSeq names its product auxilin-related protein 2-like. Bases 775 to 1350 code for a protein of 191 amino acids. Lineage: Eukaryota; Viridiplantae; Streptophyta; Magnoliopsida; Poales; Poaceae. The record is from RefSeq and is a predicted model, not a curated record. The transcript has 2 exons.
UCUCUCCAUCUCUCUGCAUGCGCAUCUCUCUCUCCUUGCAUGCAUCUCUCUCUGCAUGCUCUCUCUCUCUUGAUAUGCAUGCACGCGUCUCUCUCUAUGCAAAAUCUUCUCAGCAUCCGCGCCAAUCUCUCAUCCAUUGCAUGGCCUAUGAGCCUAUGAACCGGAAGAGCAGCAGGCGCUUGAAGCUGAAGGAAUUGGAACCAAAAAAUUUCGUUUGGUUUGUGUAUGAAAUCUUUGCGCCAAGAAUUCUAGCUCCCUCCUAAACUGAACAGCCCGCCAUAGAUUAGCAGCUCUAGAUUUAGCUUGGCGCCAAUGCUUUUGAAACUCAAAAAUCCUGCCUAUAAAACUCAGGCCCCGCCAUGAAGCAAACCACACAAAAAUUUCACUUCCCUCUCUUUGCUCCUCUCUCUCUCUUGCCACGGGAAUGCAAUGGCUACUUUCGACCUCAAUACGGCCAUCAAUUGGGACGAGGUGGAGGAUCAAUACGAUGGCCAUGCGGAGGACAUGAACUACGUCUACGUAUUCGAGGAGAGCGACGGCGAAGAUGAAGCCGCCCAGCAGAACAAUGGCGGAUUCGGAAGCAGCGGAAACAACCCUUCGCACGACACGGAGGACCCAGGAGGAAGCUGCGACAACGGAAACAACAACCAGUGCACCAUGGAGGCGCAAGGAGAAAGUGGCGGUGCUGGUCCGAACCACACAGACCGGGUACACGGCGCGGACGCUGACGGCGGCAGUGCGUUGGUCUAAGCCGCACCGACCGCAUGCACGAGGAUGACCCGUCCAGCGGAGGAAGCACCAGCCACAACCGUGGACGCCUCCGCCAUCGUCCGGGUGCAUGCCGCAGUCCGCGAGCGCGUCGCCGUCCGCGAGCGGGAGCAGGCCGACAUCCACGGGCGCACCGCCUACCGGGAACACGCCGCCUUCCCGGCACAGGUCGCUGUCCGAGAGCGCGCCGCCUCCCACGAGUGUGUGGCCGUCCACGGGAGCGCCGCCUACCGGGAACACGUCGCCCGCGAGCGCGCCGCCCUCUGCGAGCGGGAGCACGCCACCGUUCGCGAGCGCGCCGCCCAUUGCGAGCGGGAGCACGCCACCGUCCGCGAGCGCGCCGCCUGCGGGGAGCGCGCCACCGUCCGCGAGCGCGCCGCCUGCGGGGACACGCCUCCGUACGCGAGCUCGCUGUCCUCCACGUACAGCUCGCUGUCCUCCGCGAGCAAGCUUUCAUCCAUGGUCUCGCUAUCCUCUACAGGCUGGCUGUCCUCCCACAACCACGAUGGAUGGAUGUCAUCCAUGGAGAUGUACAGGAUGUGGAGGAGAAGGGAGAGUGGGAUGUGGAGAAUGGGAAGCUGA